Messenger RNA from Rubroshorea leprosula, 2141 nucleotides. The record is from the annotation of a GenBank genome assembly. NCBI's taxonomy places the organism in Eukaryota, Viridiplantae, Streptophyta, Magnoliopsida, Malvales, Dipterocarpaceae.
UGUGACUGUCUCUCUCUCUCAAUGCAAAGCCACAAGCCACUGCCAUCAUCACGUUGAUCCCUCACUAUAAAUUAUCUUUUGUUCCCUUAAGAAUUCAAUGGCGACACUCAAACCCACGAAAAUGCUGGCUUUGGGUCUUCUGAUCUUGGGUUUGUUGUCAGUGACAGUGCCGGUGUCGGUGGUGUAUUGUGCUGCUCUUCUCCCUCUGGAGAGGGCGUUCCCUUUGGACCGGCCGGUCGAACUGGAAGAACUCAUUGCUCGCGAUGGAGUCAGGCACUCGCGGCUCUUGCAACGUGUGGCUGGCGGCGUCGUCGACUUCUCUGUCCAAGGUUCCUCUGAUCCCUUCAUCGUCGGGCUUUAUUUUACAAAAGUGAAACUGGGCACUCCUCCUAGAGAAUUUAAUGUGCAGAUAGACACUGGAAGUGAUAUUCUAUGGGUAACCUGCAGUUCAUGCAGUAAUUGCCCCCAAUCUAGUGGCCUUGCGAUUGAACUCAGUUUCUUUGACACUGCUAGCUCAUCGACUGCCAGGCUAGUCCCAUGUUCAGAUGCAGCAUGUUCUCCAGCUGUUCAAACCACUGCAACUCAAUGCUCUCAGAGUAACCAGUGCACUUACUCUUUCCAGUAUGGAGAUGGAAGUGGGACAUCUGGUUAUUAUGUGAAUGAUAUGGUGUAUUUUGAUACCAUCCUGGGGGAGUCUUUGGUUGCAAACUCUUCAGCUGUUGUUGUGUUUGGGUGUAGCUCAUAUCAGUCUGGUGAUUUGACUAAGACUGAUAAAGCAGUAGAUGGAAUAUUUGGAUUUGGCCAGGGAGAUCUAUCUGUCAUAUCACAGUUGUCAUCAAGGCGUAUAACGCCUAGAGUUUUCUCUCAUUGCCUAAAAGGAGAUGGUAGUGGAGGGGGUAUUUUGGUCCUUGGUGAGAUUUUGGAGCCAGGCAUAGUUUAUAGUCCACUUGUCCCAUCACAGCCUCAUUAUAAUGUAAAUCUUCUUAGCAUUGCUGUCAAUGAACAAAUUUUGCAAAUUGAUCCAGCAGUAUUUGCAACAUCAACUAACCAGGGUACUAUCAUUGACUCUGGAACAACGUUGGCAUACCUUGUGGCAGAAGCAUAUGAUCCUUUCGUUAGUGCAAUAACUGGAGCUGUUCCACCAUCCGUGACUCCCACAAUUUCUAAAGGAAAUCAAUGCUAUCUUGUCCCUAACAGUGUAAACGAGAUAUUUCCUUCAGUCAGUCUAAAUUUUGCUGGUGAUGCAUCAAUGGUGUUAAAACCAGAAGAGUACCUUACACAUUUUGGUUUCUAUGAUGGUGCUGCAUUGUGGUGCAUGGGUUUUCAGAAAGCUCAGGGAGCAGGAUCAAUGCUAACAAUUUUAGGAGAUAUUGUUCUGAAGGAUAAGAUCUUUGUUUACGAUCUUGCUCAUCAACGGAUUGGUUGGACUAACUAUGAUUGUUCAUCAUCUGUAAAUGUGUCCAUUACUACCAGUAAGGAUGAGUUUAUAAAUCCAGGACAGCUGAGUUUGAGCACCUCAUCCCAAGACAUGCUCUUUAAGGUGCUACAGAUGAGCUUUGUGGCUUUUCUGAUGCACCUCAUUGAGUUCACAGAGUUCCAGUUUUUAUAAUUUAAACCUCAAGUUUGAGAAUUCAUUCUUUGUUCAGCAUCUGUUAGAUUGACCGAUCUUUAUUUAUGGUGAUCGGCAUGGCCUUUGUGCUGUUAAUCAGAUAACAAAGGCUUGUUCCUACAGUGUACCAUCCUUCACCAUCUCAGAUUGCUACUAAAUGGGUUACCUCUUCUCCUGGAUAGUGAGGCUUUCUCCCUGUAAAGGAUCUAUUCUCUUCUCCAUUGAAGGAACUGUACUUAUAUCUUCAUCCAAUGCAUCAUUGUCCACUUCACUCUUUGCGGCUGCUUCAAGUAGAAGUAAACUACGAAUGCCUUUUUUUCGUUCCUGUAGUUGCUGCUUUUGGUUCAGGAACAGGAAGGGUUGUGGAAAGCAUAUAUUGUUUCCAAUUUGUAUACUGCAUUGCUCCAUUGGUUAUACCCCAAAAAAUUCAUAUGUUGUAACCUUUCUAACCGUUGUGUCUAGCCAAAGGAAGAACUAUUGAUUGCUUUUGUAUUGACCAGUGAGCUGCUAUUAAUGAAAGUGAGUUUAUUGC